UACAUCACACGUGUCAAACGAUGAUUGGUAAACUAGAGAUAAUUGUCUUAAUUAAGUCGGUCAAACAAGUCUUUAAAUACAGCCUCUUCCCUUCAUUGGUUUCUCAUCCUUCAUUUGAACAUAAACAAUCAUUCAUUAUUCUCUCUAUUCUCUUUCAAGAUGCAAAUCUUCGUGAAAACCCUUACCGGCAAGACCAUAACUCUCGAGGUUGAGAGUUCCGACACCAUCGACAACGUAAAGGCAAAGAUCCAAGACAAGGAAGGAAUUCCUCCAGACCAACAACGUUUAAUCUUCGCCGGAAAACAACUAGAAGACGGCCGAACUCUCGCCGACUACAACAUCCAAAAGGAGUCAACUCUCCAUCUUGUCCUCCGUUUAAGAGGAGGUAUGCAGAUCUUCGUCAAGACUCUUACUGGCAAGACAAUUACCCUUGAAGUCGAAAGUUCCGAUACUAUCGACAACGUCAAGGCCAAAAUUCAAGACAAGGAAGGCAUUCCACCAGAUCAGCAAAGGCUGAUCUUCGCUGGAAAGCAGCUCGAAGACGGGCGAACCCUCGCCGAUUACAAUAUCCAGAAGGAGUCAACUCUCCACCUUGUGCUCCGUCUUAGGGGUGGUAUGCAAAUCUUUGUGAAGACUCUCACCGGGAAGACGAUUACUUUGGAAGUUGAAAGCUCGGAUACGAUCGACAAUGUUAAGGCUAAGAUUCAGGACAAGGAAGGUAUUCCUCCAGACCAGCAGAGGUUGAUCUUUGCUGGUAAGCAGCUCGAAGAUGGCCGUACUUUGGCUGAUUACAAUAUCCAGAAGGAAUCGACCCUUCACUUGGUUCUCCGUUUGAGGGGAGGUAUGCAGAUUUUUGUCAAGACAUUGACUGGCAAGACUAUCACCUUGGAGGUGGAGAGUUCCGAUACUAUCGACAAUGUCAAGGCGAAAAUCCAGGAUAAGGAAGGUAUUCCCCCAGAUCAGCAGAGGUUGAUCUUCGCUGGUAAGCAGCUUGAGGAUGGAAGAACUUUGGCUGACUACAACAUCCAGAAGGAGUCUACUCUUCAUUUGGUGCUUCGUUUGAGGGGUGGUAUGCAGAUUUUUGUGAAGACCUUGACCGGGAAGACCAUCACUUUGGAGGUUGAGAGCUCGGACACAAUCGACAAUGUCAAGGCGAAGAUUCAGGAUAAGGAGGGUAUCCCACCUGACCAGCAGAGGUUGAUCUUUGCUGGGAAACAACUUGAGGAUGGACGUACUUUGGCUGAUUAUAACAUUCAGAAGGAGUCCACUCUUCACCUUGUCCUCCGUCUUCGUGGUGGUUUCUAAGCUUGUGGUGGUUCGUCGUUGGUUGUUGGCCUUGGAACAAUGGCUUUGUUGGGUGUUUAUCCCCCUAUAAUCUGUGAAUUCAUCUAUCAUCUAGUUUAUGUUGAACAAUUUUAAUUUCAGUUGGUUAUCAAAUGUUGGUUAUCAAAUGUUGGUUUUAUAUCGUCGUAUGUCUGUUGGGUUACUAUGAACUAUUAAGGUUCAGUUGUGAAUAAUAUUCUCUGUUUGUGUCUA
Messenger RNA from Beta vulgaris subsp. vulgaris (sugar beet), 1536 nucleotides. RefSeq names its product polyubiquitin. The coding region runs from base 160 to 1305 and encodes 381 amino acids. The transcript is spliced from 2 exons. Gene Ontology annotation, biological process: protein ubiquitination; modification-dependent protein catabolic process. The record is from RefSeq and is a predicted model, not a curated record. Gene Ontology annotation, cellular component: cytoplasm; nucleus. NCBI's taxonomy places the organism in Eukaryota, Viridiplantae, Streptophyta, Magnoliopsida, Caryophyllales, Amaranthaceae. Gene Ontology annotation, molecular function: protein tag activity; ubiquitin protein ligase binding.